AUGUCGCAAGAUACGGGAUUGUUUAGUAUCAAGCGUCCCCGCGAGACGCUUGGUAGUGUUCAGAAUUACUCGUCUAUUCCGCAACCCGCAUCGGCCAUGAAGCGCACCAGUUCUAUUGGAUUCAACAACCCCCCAUUCACAUCUGGACACACUCGGAAUUCCUUGCUGAGCUCGGCCAGCCGACCCCAGCAACCAAACUUCAUGCGCGCAUCUUCCGGCGGUCCAUACGGCGCAGAUGCCGGUCUUUCAUCUGUUCGCCGAUCUGUCUCGAGUAAUAUGUUCCAUGGUGCCAGUGCUGGUCGCCAGAGCUAUGCGCCCGGAUCCCUGCCAUCCGCCCCCGCGUCGCAAAACAUGCAGCGCAGGAGCAGUGUAUUUUCGCGGCCCUCAAUGGCCGGGCCCAUGUCACAUCAAUCAUUCUUUACCCAAGUGCCCUCAGCAGCGGGAGUCCCAAGAGACCCGCGACCACUCAGGGACCGGUCCUUCCAAGCUCGUAUUGGGCAGGAGCUGUUGGAGUACUUGACCAACAACAAGUUUGAGCUGGAAAUGAAGCACUCCCUGGGCCAGAACACCCUUCGUUCACCAACCCAAAAAGACUUCAACUACAUCUUCCAGUGGCUCUAUCAUCGUAUUGAUCCGGGCUACAAGUUCCAAAAGGCCAUGGAUGCGGAGGUUCCCCCGAUCCUCAAGCAGCUGCGCUACCCCUACGAAAAAGGCAUCACUAAAUCCCAAAUUGCAGCCGUUGGUGGCCAAAAUUGGUCUACUUUCCUCGGUAUGCUACACUGGCUGAUGCAGCUGGCUCAGAUGAUGGAUCGCUACCAUGAGGGAGAGUACGACGAAGCGUGUGCCGAGGCAGGUCUUGAUAUUAUUGGCGAUCGCAUCAUCUUCCGCUUCCUUACUGGAGCCUACCAUGACUGGCUACAGGGAGGCGAGGAUGAGGAUGAUGAAACCGCAGAACAGCGACUGGUUCCUCACAUUGAGAACAUGUCACAGGAGUUUGCUCGUGGUAAUGAGCGUUAUGUACAGGAGAUGGAGGCCUUGGAGACCGAGAACCAGGCUCUCCGUGAGCAAAUAGAUGAGUUGGAGAAGAAUGCGCCUGACCUGGCCAAGCUGGACAAACACUUCAGAAUCUUGGAAGACGACAAACGCAAAUUUGAAGACUACAAUCAAAAUGUACAGGGAAAGAUCGACAAGUACGAAACACGCAACAACUUCCUUGACAGUGAAAUCCAGAAAACGGACGUGGAGCUGCAUACAGCGGAGACUGAGCGUGCCGAGCUUCAAGCUAGUGUCGACCGCCAGGGCAUCACCAUUCAGGAUAUUGACCGUAUGAAUACGGAACGAGAACGCCUCCAGAGGAGCCUCGAUGAUACUUUGGCCCGCCUAGAAGAGACCCACGCUCGUGUAAUGGCGAAGGAAGCAGAGGCCAGCCAGAAACUCGAAGACCUUGAGCACAUUGUGAAGACAUACAACACUCUGGGUUAUCAAAAUAGUCUGAUUCCGCAGUCGGCCGAAAACGCUAAAGGCGAAGACUAUGAGCUCACGCUCAAUGUUAAUGAGAACAAUUUCUCAGCAAGCCAGAUCGGCGGUCCGUCCAACCGUAUUUCUUCGGACGGUGACCGGUUGUUGGCAGAUCCUUUUACCGGCUAUCAUCCCGCGCAUCUUCUGAAUCUGGACCUUCGCGGCUCGAUUCGCAAUAGCCUCCAGUCUCUCCGGAAGGAAAUUAAUGAACGACGAAAGCGUGGUGUUGACGAGGACCUGGAGCGACGCAAUCUACUCGACAAUAUCAAGGAGGCGAUGGAUGAAAAGAGAAGCGAAGUCGAGGCCCUGGAGCACCGACGGCGUGCAGCCGACGAAGAGUUUGAACGCACCAAGGAAAUCACUACUACUCAGAAAUUGGCAUCAGAUGCCCAGAUUGAGAAGAUGGAGAAAGAGCUAGCCAAGAUGCGUGCAACUCUUAGUGAUAGUGUGCAGCUAAUGGAGCAACGCGAGAUGAACACCAACAUCGAGUAUGAGCAACUGACGCUCCGGGCAAAUUCACUCCGGGAGGAACUGCAUACCAACGUUGAGACAAUGCUCAACGACGUCAUCCGAUUCAAAGUGCACGUUCAGAAAGGUCUAGAAGAUUACGAGAGCUUUGUUGUUGAUGAGGUCGAGCAGGAGCUUGGAGGAGACGUCCUAGCCGCCGAGGAAGAGCUAUGA
This is a messenger RNA of Penicillium cosmopolitanum, 2199 nucleotides long. RefSeq names its product kinetochore-associated Ndc80 complex subunit NDC80. NCBI's taxonomy places the organism in Eukaryota, Fungi, Ascomycota, Eurotiomycetes, Eurotiales, Aspergillaceae. The coding region runs from base 1 to 2199 and encodes 732 amino acids. The record is from RefSeq and is a predicted model, not a curated record. Gene Ontology annotation, cellular component: Ndc80 complex. The transcript has 2 exons. Gene Ontology annotation, biological process: attachment of mitotic spindle microtubules to kinetochore.